AUGCCUGAGAAAAUUCGCAUCAACAGCCCGACUGUGCGAUACACUGAGCAGUAUAUUGAGUCUCAGUACUCCUACUACACCACCACCGUGUCCAAUGAUGGAGACACAUACACGGUGACUCCUCACACUACUGAGUUCAUGUUUCGCACAGAGAGAGCUGUGCCCAAGCUAGGGGUGAUGCUGGUGGGUUGGGGUGGCAACAAUGGCAGCACCGUCACAGCUGCUGUUCUGGCCAAUAAGCUCGGCCUCACAUGGAAAACUAAGAGUGGCAUCAAGAGUGCCAAUUACUAUGGCUCCUUGCUGGAGGCUUCUACUGUGUCUUUGGGGUCAGGACCCAAGGGAGAGGUCUUUGUACCUUUUAGAGAUCUGCUGCCAAUGGUGCACCCUAAUGACAUCAUAUUUGAUGGUUGGGAUAUCUCCUCAAUGGAUCUUGGACGUGCUAUGGAACGUGCUCAGGUUCUGGACUGGAGCCUUCAGGAGAUGCUUCGUCCACACAUGAGCAAGCUCAAACCAAGACCCUCCAUUUACAUCCCAGAGUUCAUUGCUGCUAACCAGGAGCAUAGAGCUGAUAAUGUGCUCACAGGCACCAAGGCAGAGCAGGUGGAACAGAUCCGCAGAGAUAUCCGUGACUUCAAGGAGAAGAGUGGCGUGGAAAAAGUGAUUGUGCUGUGGACAGCAAACACAGAAAGAUUCUGUGAUGUCGUGCCUGGUGUCAAUGAUACUGCCGAGAACCUUCUCAACACCAUCCAGACUGGAGGGGAGGUAUCUCCAUCCACACUCUUUGCAGUGGCUAGUAUUCAGGAAGGCUGUGCCUACAUCAACGGCUCCCCUCAGAACACUUUUGUGCCAGGGGCAGUGGAACUGGCUAUUCAGCAAGGGGUUUUCAUAGGCGGAGAUGACUUCAAAUCAGGCCAGACGAAACUGAAGUCCGUUCUGGUGGAUUUCCUAGUCAGUGCAGGCAUCAAGCCGACCUCCAUUGUGAGCUACAAUCAUCUGGGGAAUAAUGAUGGCAUGAACCUUUCUGCACCACAGCAGUUCCGCUCUAAGGAGAUUUCCAAGAGCAAUGUGGUGGACGACAUGGUGCAAUCUAAUCCUGUGCUCUACAAGGCUGGGGAGAAACCUGACCAUUGUGUGGUGAUUAAGUAUGUUCCCUAUGUGGGAGACAGUAAAAGGGCGAUGGAUGAGUAUACUUCAGAGAUAAUGAUGGGUGGCACCAACACCAUUGCCCUGCACAACACCUGUGAGGACUCCCUGUUGGCCAGCCCUAUCAUCCUGGACCUGGUCAUCUUGACUGAGCUGUGUCAGAGAAUUACGUUUUGCACACAAGAGGACACAGCCUUCCAGUCCUUCCACAGCAUCCUGUCCUUCCUUAGCUUCCUCUGCAAGGCCCCACUCGUACCACCAGGGGCACCAGUGGUCAACGCCUUCUUCCGCCAGCGAGCCUGCAUCGAAAAUGUCAUGAGGGCGUGCCUUGGACUCCCACCUCAGAACCAUAUGCAGCUAGAGCACAAAAUGAAGAACAGCUACAUGCAUCGCCUUGACAACCCAAUCUACAAUGACUUACUCGCAAAGAAUGCCAGACUUACCAAUGGUUACCACUGUGUUCCAAGUAACGGAGUCAGUGUGAAUGAAAAUAAUCCAAAGAUAAAAACUAUUGCAUGAUCCUUAUGUUUAUAGAUCAUGACUUCUAGUGGUCAUACUUUAAUUCAGUAUUUUCUUUUUACUUUGAUGUGGUGACUUAGGGUAUUGUUUGAGCCAUUAGUUUAAGGAUGGGAAUGUUGGACUGAGAGCUGUCAGUCACACUUGUUCAACAAAAUAUUAGGCCACACCCAGACAGCCCCCACAUAGAUCUGAAGUUGUCAAAUUUUUAAGUUGUUGUAUUAUAUUUCUUCCAUGUCACUUUUUUUAAAUUUCAACUUUGCAGGACUUAACACUCAAUUUUAUUAUCAUACAGAUAUUUUUAAUAUGCCUCUUUGGACUUUAAGCACAAAGCUAAAGUCAUCCAAUUGGAGCGCUCCUGAAUAGCAGAGGUUGAUGUUUAUUCUUGGUGUUUCUGUCAAGCAGCCAGUGUCAAUUGUAACACUAAACAAUUAAAAAUGCUUUAGAUAGCAGUCACAAAUCAAAGGCAUACCUUGGAGUGGAGCCAGCAUAGCACAAGAUAAUGUGACAUUCUAGUGGUCAUACUUCAAUUUAGUAUUUUUUUUUUUAAUUUGAUGUGGUGACUUGGGGUAUUGUUUGAGCCAUUAGUUUAAGAUGGCAUGCACUUGAUAAGAACUUGACUAAUGUUGAUAAGAACUUGACUAAAGAACCAAUGCUCAGUGUAAGAAAGAUUUGUUUACUGUAUUAUAAUGUUCAUAAAAUGUUUUCAUUGUUAGUGUUUUGUUUCUUAAGAAUUUGUUGCAAGUUAGAAUGUAAUUUUUAAAAAGGUGUUUUAGUUUUAGGUUUUAAAUAAGUAAAAAUGAGUUAAAUGAGUGAAAUAGGCAACUCUUAAAAAUUGUCAUAAGGGCUAUUUGGAAAUCAUCCAUGAUACUAUUUUUAUUCCUGUGUUGGUACAUUUUUAUGUCUCUGUCUUUAUUACUUUGUACCCCAUUUGACUCUUGGUAUUUCAAGGGACUUCACUGUAUGAAAAAAUUAAAUAAA
Colossoma macropomum (tambaqui) is the source of this 2640-nucleotide messenger RNA. Its product is annotated as inositol-3-phosphate synthase 1-A-like. Gene Ontology annotation, cellular component: cytoplasm. The record is from RefSeq and is a predicted model, not a curated record. Gene Ontology annotation, molecular function: inositol-3-phosphate synthase activity. The transcript is spliced from 10 exons. Gene Ontology annotation, biological process: phospholipid biosynthetic process; inositol biosynthetic process. Bases 1 to 1662 code for a protein of 553 amino acids. NCBI's taxonomy places the organism in Eukaryota, Metazoa, Chordata, Actinopteri, Characiformes, Serrasalmidae.